Messenger RNA from Drosophila rhopaloa, 3244 nucleotides. Its product is annotated as ATP-dependent RNA helicase abstrakt. Gene Ontology annotation, cellular component: spliceosomal complex. Gene Ontology annotation, molecular function: zinc ion binding; ATP binding; RNA binding. NCBI's taxonomy places the organism in Eukaryota, Metazoa, Arthropoda, Insecta, Diptera, Drosophilidae. Gene Ontology annotation, biological process: mRNA splicing, via spliceosome. The record is from RefSeq and is a predicted model, not a curated record. The transcript has 5 exons. The coding region runs from base 86 to 1945 and encodes 619 amino acids.
GACUGUUAUUUUGAAACGGCCACACUAUACCUCGGAUUUGUUUACAAUCAGGCCAUCAAAAAGUCGAAGAUACAGAUUCGCUGAAAUGGCACAGAUUAAACGGUACCGGAAAUCCUCGAAGUCCUCGGAUGACGGGGAGCAGGACAACGAGGAGUAUGUUCCGUACGUGCCGGUGAAGGAGCGGAAAAAGCAGCACAUGAUGAAGCUGGGUCGGAUCGUGCAACUAGCCUCGGAGACUUCGCAGCCCAAGUCCUCGAGCGAGAACGAGAAUGAGGAUGACUCGCAGGGGGCUCACGACGCAGAGACUUGGGGACGCAAGUACAACAUCAGUUUGCUUGACCAGCACACAGAGCUGAAAAAGAUUGCGGAGGCCAAAAAGCUGAGUGCCGUGGAGAAGCAGCUGCGUGAGGAGGAGAAGAUCAUGGAGAGCAUCGCCCAGCAGAAGGCGCUGAUGGGUGUGGCCGAAUUGGCAAAGGGCAUCCAGUACGAGGAGCCCAUCAAGACCUCCUGGCGACCGCCGCGCUACAUUCGAGUCAUGACGGAAGACGAGCGCCAGAAUAUACGCAAGCAGCUUAGGAUCCUCGUGGAGGGUGAGAACCCAAGUCCGCCUAUCCGCAGUUUCCGGGAAAUGAAGUUCCCCAAAGGUAUUCUUAACGGUCUGGCGGCCAAGGGCAUCAAGACGCCGACUCCUAUCCAGGUCCAAGGCCUGCCCACUGUGCUGGCGGGGCGCGAUCUCAUUGGCAUUGCCUUUACCGGCUCUGGCAAAACACUGGUCUUCGUGCUGCCUGUCAUCAUGUUCGCCCUGGAGCAGGAGUUUAGCCUGCCCUUCGAGCGGAACGAGGGCCCAUACGGACUGAUUAUCUGCCCGUCCCGAGAGCUGGCCAAACAGACGCACGAGAUCAUCCAACACUACAGCAAGCACCUGCAGGCCUGCGGCAUGCCUGAGGUGCGCUCCUGCUUGGCCAUGGGCGGGUUGCCGGUCAGCGAGGCCGUGGACGUGAUCUCGCGCGGCGUGCACAUCGUUGUGGCGACGCCCGGGCGCCUCAUGGACAUGCUGGACAAGAAAAUCCUAACGCUGGACAUGUGCCGCUACUUGUGCAUGGACGAGGCUGACCGGAUGAUUGACAUGGGAUUUGAGGAGGACGUGCGCACGAUAUUCUCCUUCUUCAAGGGCCAGCGUCAGACACUGCUCUUCUCGGCCACCAUGCCAAAAAAGAUCCAGAACUUUGCCCGCUCUGCUCUCGUGAAGCCGGUCACCAUAAAUGUGGGUCGCGCAGGAGCAGCGUCGAUGAACGUUACCCAGCAGGUUGAGUAUGUAAAGCAGGAGGCCAAGGUUGUGUAUUUGCUGGACUGCCUGCAGAAGACGGCCCCGCCCGUGCUCAUUUUUGCCGAAAAGAAGCAGGACGUGGAUUGCAUACAUGAGUACCUGCUGCUGAAGGGCGUGGAGGCGGUGGCCAUACACGGCGGCAAGGAUCAGGAGGAACGGUCGCGGGCCGUCGAUGCUUACCGCGUGGGGAAAAAAGACGUCCUUGUGGCCACCGACGUGGCCUCGAAGGGCUUGGACUUCCCCAACGUGCAGCACGUCAUAAACUACGACAUGCCGGACGAUAUCGAGAACUAUGUGCAUCGCAUAGGCCGAACAGGGCGCUCCAACACCAAGGGAUUGGCCACCACGCUCAUUAACAAGAUCACCGAACAGUCUGUACUGCUCGACCUAAAGCACCUCCUCAUCGAGGGCAAGCAGGAAGUGCCCGACUUUCUGGACGAGUUGGCGCCAGAGGCCGAGCACCAGCACCUGGACCUGGGCGACUCGCAUGGCUGCACCUACUGUGGCGGUCUGGGCCAUCGCAUCACGGAAUGCCCGAAACUGGAGGCCGUUCAGAACAAGCAGGCUUCAAACAUUGGACGUCGCGACUAUCUGUCAAACACUGCGGCGGAUUACUAAACCACUACCACCACCUAAUUAUAAGGUUACUACUGCGCAGGAAUAAAUAGAGACGGAGAUUAGUAUUUUUAAAUUUGUUUUCGCUUUGAUUUGGGUUCGGUUUGUCACAUAUUGCACGGAGCUUUGCUUAUCAAUCAUCCAGCAACUUCAGAGAGCGAUCGCGCCUUGCGUGAGCGCGAUUCGGGAUUGAGCAAAAUUUUAUAAAAGCAAAGACGAGCUUUGGCUAUCGUUUAUUGUCUGAGAAGGAGCUCUACCUGUCUGUGCACCGGGAUCGCAUGAAAUCGCGCUGACCUAUUGACCUACUAAUAAUCUGUUCGUGUUGGUAGCACUCUCCUGGAGUCCCUGCUUAGCCGGCACCUUCAACGCCCGUCCAGCCUUCUCCGUGCCAACCGGCCAGAUCCAGCCCAGCGGCCAGAACAGCAAGCAGGCGCGUUAUGUAUCCGGCCUUUGCCAACGCCGGCCGCACUCGCGUCCUAGAGAUCUUUCGAUCUGGCGCUUGUUGACAUCGCUUGGAAAGAGUUCGCAGCAGUGGCGUCCAGAAGGCUGAGGACAAAGAGCGGGAAGAAAGCGGUGGGACAGCGGGCGACGCCUUUUCGCCAUUAGCGGCUCGUGUUAUAAGCUUACAAUUUUUAGGUUCUCUGCAUUUUUGGUCUACGUCAUUACCGUGACUCUCUUUCCACUUUCUCUGGUUUAUUCCUGAUUCCAACAUGAAACCCGAGAAAGUGCACAUUACGAAAUGGAGCACCGGUAAGGAUAUCCGUAGUCUUCUCUGCUCUCUACAGACGGUGUUGUGGCAGAACGCCAAUUGGCAGCCCCUCAUGAUGUCCACCUUAAAUACUUUGGUGGAGGUCAAGAAGGCGUACCGACAGUGUUGCAGUGCAUCCUGAUAAGAAUAAUGGAACCGAAAACGAGGAGAUUGCCAAGCUCAUGUUUAUAGAACUAAACAAUGCAUGGACAGAUUUCGAAAAAAAUCCCACGGCUAUGGAUGAAUUCGGUUUAGUUCGCAAUUGGUGUUAAUUGUUGUCCUCUUAACGGAGUCUAGUGCAAUUGCUUAUGAAAGAGCCAUCCGAGGACAUAACACUCAAUUUGUAUAACAACAAAUCCAGUUCCAACAUUCCUUUUGCAUCCAAUAGCAGUCCCCCAUUGAGAAAUAGACCCUUAGAUCCCUUAGACCUCGGCGAUCAUCCACUAAAAAAUUAUCCAUCAUCCCAUAAAAAUCAAAGCUUCGGAUAUGAAAUAUCCGCUGCAAUUUUUGUCGCUAUAAAAAUAAAUACCACUGUUAAAUGUGUAAUUACCCUA